Molecule: messenger RNA, 2720 nt
Organism: Erigeron canadensis
Lineage: Eukaryota; Viridiplantae; Streptophyta; Magnoliopsida; Asterales; Asteraceae
Product: pentatricopeptide repeat-containing protein At3g29230-like
Exons: 2
Coding region: 29-1930 (633 amino acids)
Biological process (GO): RNA modification
Molecular function (GO): RNA binding; protein binding
Source: RefSeq, a predicted model, not a curated record
AAAAACCAACCAAACAAACAUACAAACAAUGGCUUCUGGCAAGAAGAUGAAGAUGAUACCUAAACUCUCAAAACCCAUUGAAAAAUUUCGUGAAAUCCAUAAAAAUCUUGCCUUUAGAUCCUCACCGAAGCUCUGGCACGAUAUCGAUGAGAUAGAACCCAUUUUAACCUUAAACCACCCCAUUUUAAGCAAACUAGAAUCAUGUUCAAUCAACAAUUUAAGACAAUUCAAUCAAGUACACGCACAACUCAUUGUUUCAGAUCUUUUUCAGCAUUCUUUCGCAAUGAGUCGAGUUAUUAAAAAGCUAUCUUCUUUACCACAUACUGUUGCUCAUGCUGUUAAACUUUUUAAUUGUUUAGAUUACCCUGAUUCUUUUAUAUGUAAUACUAUUAUUAGAGGGUUAGUUAAUUCUGAUAAAAAGGUUCAAGCUUUGGCGUUUUAUAAUCAAGAAAUGGUUCAGGGGUUCGUACCCUCGAACCAUUUUACUUACCCUUUGGUUGUUAAGGUUUGUGGUGACUUGGGGUUGGUUAAAGAAGGGGAAAAGGUUCAUAACCGUGUCGUGAAAGACGGGUUUGAGUUGGAUUUGUAUGUUAGGAAUUCUUUAAUUCAUAUGUAUGCGGUUUGUGGGAAGAUAAAGGAUGCGGAAAUGGUGUUUGGGUUGAGUUUGGAGAUGGAUAUGGUGACAUGGAAUUCGAUGAUUGAUGGAUAUGUUAAGAAUGGGAUGGUUGUUUUUGCACGCGAGUUGUUUGAUGAAAUGCCGGAAAGAGAUGUGUUUAGUUGGAAUUCUAUGAUUUCUGGGUAUGUGUGGAUUGGGGAUAUGGUGGUGGCACAAGAGUUGUUUGAUAAGAUGCCUUGUAGAGAUAUUGUUUCUUGGAAUUGUUUAAUUGACGGGUAUGCCAAGAUUGGAAAUGUUGAGUUUGCUCGGAAAUUAUUUGAUUGGAUGCCACGCCGAAAUGUUAUUUCUUGGAACACUUUGCUAGCUCUUUAUGUGCGGUGUAAAAAGCACGAUGAGUGUUUGAGGCUUUUUGAUGAUAUGCUAGAGGAAAAAGGUGUAAAGGCAAAUGAAGCAACUGUUAUGAGUGUGUUGACUGCUUGUGCACACUUGGGAAGACUUGAUAAGGGCAAAUGGGUCCAUUCUUAUAUUAAGAACAACAAGAAUACAAUUAUAAUGGAUGUGUUGCUUUCAACUGCUUUGUUAACAAUGUAUGCUAAAUGUGGGGCUAUGGAUUUGGCUAAACAAGUUUUUGACGAAAUGCCAGAGAAAACUAUAGUAUCGUGGAAUUCGAUGAUAAUGGGAUAUGGAAUGCUUGGGCAUGGGGAGAAGGCUUUAGAAAUUUUCUUAGAAUUGGAGAAAAGUGAAUUAGUGCCAAAUGAUGCUACUUUUGUGUGCAUUCUUAGUGCAUGUACACAUGCAGGGAUGGUCUUGGAGGGGUGGUGGUAUUUUGACCUGAUGCAAAGAGUUUAUAUGAUUGAGCCAAAGAUCGAGCACUAUGGUUGUAUGGUGGACCUCCUUUCACGCGCUGGAUUGAUGAAAGAUUCCGCGGAGAUGAUCAAGAAUGUGCUGUUGGGAACAGGCCCGGCCUUGUGGGGAGCCUUACUAUCGGCUUGUAGGACCCACUCAAAUCUAGAAUUAGGGGAAUUGGUGGCCAAGCGGCUUAUUGAAUUGGAACCGAGUGAUGUUGGGCCAUACGUGUUGUUAUCAAACAUAUAUGCUGCUGGAGAAAGAUGGGAUGAUGUUGAAAAUGUGAGAGAGAUGAUGACGGAAAAGGGGUUACAUAAGUUUGCAGGAUCGAGCCUAGUUUAUCCAGAAAUUUCUGAUGAUAAAUCAGUUGAACGAGGGCCUUCCUUCCAUAAGAGGAAAUUAAUGUACUCCAUGUUGAGUGAUAUGGGUGUUCAAGUGAAAAUGUCAUACAGAAAUAUGAUUCCUUAAUUAUUGAUAAUGCAUGGUUGUUUAAGGAGCUUAUAUGAAAAUUCAGUUAUUUAGAAUCAAAGAAAAAUUCAAGUAUAGCUAUAAAAUGAUGAUUAGAUGGGGAAAAGGUCAAGUCUACCUGACAAGUGGUGUGAGAUCGAAUCUAGCAUGCUUGCAGUGGCGGAAAGAGGUGCAUAAUACUUUCUUUUGGACUGUUGAAGUCAAGUACUGCUCCCUCUUUCACUACUUUCUUCACGGGUAACAGAUACCCUGAUCGAAUGAUGGAUACUGAAAUCGUCUUGAUAAAUUUGAAAGAGACAUGAUAAUUUAGUGGCAUCUUAAGAUGCUGCAGACAUCAUAUUGCCUGAGAGAAGCCAUCGUUGACUAGACAUCAUACUUGUUUUUUGCUGGCGGGUACUAUAAAGGGAUGGAGAGACAAGAAACAAGAGUUUGGGUAGAAUCCUGCCCGAGAACGGGUGAAAGAGCCAUUAGACGUAGCGCUUUGUACUGGAUUUAGCACAACGAAGAUCAUUGCAGAAACUAUAAAGAGAAUAUUAACAGGAAAUGCCAUUAUGUGAAAGAUAAAAGGGAGAAGUUUAGUUUUGUAUGGAAGCACUUAACACAAGGUUGGUACUAUUUAUAGUGGACAAAAUGAGUUUGUAGUUGGUAGUAUGUUCUAUGGUUUGACAUUAUGUGUUGAAUGAAAGGAAUUUUGUUACGUAUGUUCGUCAUCAACCUUCUUGGAUGAUACCGAAACUACAUGGAAAUUUUUGAUGGCUUUUUGAAUAUCUUACUAUUUUACUUUGUGAAA